UCAAGGUUGAUCAGAUCGAGGCUUUCCUCUUCUAGUCUCUCGUUCCCCCACCGCACCGCUAACGCGCUGGCUCCGGCGCUGCGAUCUGUCCUCCCCACCAGCAGGUGACCCUAAGCCGAGCUCCACUCCGCCUGCCGCUGCCAUCGUCGCUGCCUGGAGCUCGGAGAUCUCCGUAAGAGACGCCUCGCUGCCAGAGGCGGAAAAGCCGCGGGGGGAUAGCGGCGUUGCGGCCUGUUUGGUGCUUUGGAGCAGGUAACCUCUCCAAGGAGCGCGCGGGGGGCUCCCCAAAGCCGAGCGCCCAGGCCGAAUGGUGGCCACCAUGGUCCUCUGGGUGGCCUUCAGCCUGAUUGGCUGGUUCUCCCUCUACACUUGGUCUUGUCAUUGGUUCAAAGACCGCACCUAUGAGUGGAGCUGCCGAUUGGUCACUCUGACUCACGGGGUCCUUGCCACUUGCCUCUCCGGCUACAUCGGCUUCAUUGAUGGCCCGUGGCCUAUGUCUUACCCAGGGUCGCCUAACACCACCCUCCAGAUCCAUGCGUUGUGCAUGAGCUUGGGUUAUUUCCUCUUUGACCUUGGUUGGUGUGUCUAUUUCCAGGCAGAAGGGGCACUGAUGCUGGCCCAUCACACUGUCAGCAUUCUGGGAAUCACCAUCUCCCUUGCCCUGGGCGAGUCUGCUGCGGAGGUCAAUGGUGUCGUCUUCGGCAGCGAGAUCACCAACCCACUCCUGCAGGCCCGUUGGUUUCUCCGGGAGAAAGGGCUGUACCACACUUUUGUGGGGGAUGUGGUGGAUUUCCUCUUUGUGGUGCUCUUCACAGGGGUGAGGAUUGGGGUCGGGGCCUGGCUGAUGUACUGCGUGUUGAUGUCGCCCAAACCCAGGUGGUUCAUCAAGGUUGGGGGCGUGAUAAUGUACGUUGUUUCUUGGGUGUUCAUGGUUAGUAUCUGCCGAUUUGCUCGGCGAAAAAGCAUGAAGAAAUACCAUGCCUGGAGGAGUCAAUGGAACAAAGAGAUGAACUUGAAUGCCAAUGGCCAUCUGAAGGGCCAUUGACAUCCCAACUCACUCUGGGUCCAUCUUCAUGAUCUGGCUGGCAGAAAGAAAAAAAGUUACCCAAGGCCUAGUUUACAAGGCCAUGUGUGAGAGAUGAGUCAUGUUGGAGUGAAGACCCCGUGCCAUGCAGUAGAUAAGAGUGCUGGGCUAGGACUGGGGAAACCCAGGUUCAAAUCCCUGCUUAGCCAUGAAGCUCACUGGGUAACUGUAGCCAGCCACUUUCCUUUCAGCCUAAUCUACCUCACAGGGUUGUUGUGAGGAUAAAAUAGGAUAACUCUUGUUUACACUGCCCUGAGUAUUUUGGAGGAAGGAUGGGAUAUGAAAGUGAUUGGUUGAUAGACCUGCACCAUGCUGGCAGGCUGGAGCAGGUUUUAAUGCCAGGGAUGUUUACACUGUGAAAUCGGUUGUGUACAGUGGAAUGUGGUGGGAUACUGUGUGCUGAAGACAAAGUGUGUUCAAUAAGAUGAAAGUGCUAGUAUGCACAAUUACACCUGCUUAUGCUUCCAAGUCACGAUGAAAAAAAAAUGUCAUUUCCAUUCUCAUUUCUCCAAUCUUAAAUUCAGUUUUGCAGCAAUUUGCAAUUAAAAAAAAUCCUCCUGAAAAUUCUUCAGCAUUUUCGUGUGAAUUUCUGCUACUAAUCACAUUUUUGCAUGUGGUUUUGACUGCACACAGUUUUGCAAGCAAUUUCUCCUAAAAUAAUAUCUAUUAUAAAAUAAUAUCUGCUAAUCAAACUUGGUACUGGAUUUCGACUGAAUCCGACAGACCACUGUCUUUUCGGACCGGCACUGGUUUCUUGCCGCAGCUGUAAUUGGCACGGAUGUUUUUUCUGUCCCCCCCCCCCCGAUUUUACGUAAUUAGCUUCGUAAUUGUAUUUUCUCUGCAUUGAUGCAUUCCUAACGGCUGUGUAGGUAUGAUAACAAUCGUCAUUAACAUCCAUUAACCCGAGGCAAGAGGCAGACUCAAAGGCGAUUAUCUGCCUCGAAUUCAGAGCUUGGAAAAGUUACUUUUUUGAACUACAGCUCCCAUCAGCCUAAUCCAGUGGCCAUGUUGCCUAGGGCUGAUGGGAGUUGUAGUUCAAAAAAGUAACUUUUCCAAGCUCUGGCCCUCGAUGAUAUAUAAAUAGGAAACAAAACCCAAGUGGAACACUGUGAUCAUUUACAGAAGAUUUAUGUUAAAAAUUACGAAAAAAAAUUUCACCACAACCAACAACAAAAAUACUCCAGCAGAUCGAAUCGGCAAGUGCCAAAGGAAGUGGAAACAAAAAAGGGCAGAGUGGGAUUGAACGACAGACUAUUGGAAUACAAGCAGGUCAGAAUUAGGUAGCAAACCCCAUCCCAAGACCCCAGUUUGCAUAACUUGUUUCAAAUGCCAUAUAUCUGUUUUCAGGUGGAGGGUUUUGAACUCUUGCGGAAGUUUUGCUAGCAGAAAAUUGGAAUUUGAAAGAAAAUGUUACCAUGCGGAAUGUUCCUGUUCAGCAUGCCAGCCAUGCCCUUUUCCUUUGUACUUCAUUCCAUUCUGUUUUCCAACCCCAUUUUCUGCCCCUCCCCACCUCGAUAAUUAACCAGCAUUCUGUGGCCAUUAAGCAUGCUCAGUCUUCAUCGGGCUGUUCUUGACUUCUACCCCCACCCCAGGAUUUUUUCCAUAAAAUAUUGCUGUUCUUCUACAAACCGUGGAGUUCCUCCAAGUCUUCAGAUAUCUCUUUCUUGUGUGAGGAUGGUGCUGUUUUGGCUCGGAGAAUGUUUGCUAUAUUAGCAUAUUGGCAGAAUAUAGGAACUUCCAGUUGAUGGGAUGUUAAGAUACAGCAGUUCCCCCUUAAUGUCCCUGGAUGUAAUGGUUGCUCUGUAGUAAGGAUGGAUGACUUGUGGCCCUCCAGAUAUUGCUGGACAACAGCUGCCAUCAUCCCUGACCAUAGUCAUGCUGGCUGGAGCUGAUGGAGUCCAUCAACAUCUGGAGAGCCACAGGUUAUAUUUGCAAGUAAUAUUUGCAAGUCAGAGUGACCACCAGGAUUUAAAAAAUGUUUUGAAGCAGGUUGUUUGUGCUUCUUUGCCAAGAUUGCUGAUGUGUGAUUUCUCCAAAACCAUGUAUGGAGGUCUAUUCUUGUGCUUGCAUUUGGUAACGUAUAUUACUUUGUUAGACGUGCAGGUGAUGUUCUCUUUGAUAGGUCUCAUCACUUGUUCUGCUUUUAAUAAAUGUGAGUGUUUCUGCAAGCUAAGUGCAGGUGAUACAGUUACUGGAUUUACCUGUUUGUGCCUGGCACAUUAGCAUUUUAGGAAGAAGGCUGCAUUAAAACAUGUUAGAUUUCCACAGGCAAGGAAUUUUCUUUCGUACACAAGAGCAGUCAAGUAUUUGAUCUCCCAGUAUACUACUGCCUGCAUUCCGAAGUAGUAUGGUCCAGCACCAGGUGCAUUAUAUGCUCUCUUGACCAUGUAUCUUGGCUCUUACUAACUCAUGAAAAGACCCAGAGGCGACAGUGAAAGGAUGGGCCCCCUUUAAAAGGAUGGACAAUGUCCAAAAUUUCACUAUCCAGAAGGGCUAACUUACGGUGUCUAGAUCUGAGUACAUACAAAGUACAUCAUCAGAUUAGUGUAAAGAUACUGUUUUUAAUUACUGUGUAAUAAUUAUUCCAUGUUCCGCCAGCGAUGGGUAUAG
Molecule: messenger RNA, 3694 nt
Organism: Rhineura floridana
Lineage: Eukaryota; Metazoa; Chordata; Lepidosauria; Squamata; Rhineuridae
Product: TLC domain-containing protein 5-like
Exons: 3
Coding region: 308-1045 (245 amino acids)
Cellular component (GO): membrane
Source: RefSeq, a predicted model, not a curated record